Pleurotus ostreatus (oyster mushroom) is the source of this 1110-nucleotide messenger RNA. RefSeq names its product transcription regulator gal80 (gene GAL80). The coding region runs from base 1 to 1110 and encodes 369 amino acids. The transcript is spliced from 4 exons. The record is from RefSeq and is a predicted model, not a curated record. Gene Ontology annotation, molecular function: nucleotide binding. NCBI's taxonomy places the organism in Eukaryota, Fungi, Basidiomycota, Agaricomycetes, Agaricales, Pleurotaceae.
AUGGCCCAGAUACGUGUCGGCUUCAUCGGCCUUUCCGCGUCCGGGUGGGCGGCCACCGCACUCUUCCCUUCGCUCCAAGCGCCUUCCGUCCGCCCCUCCUUCGUCGUCACCGCCCUCUGCACCUCCUCCGCCGCAUCCGCCGCCGCCCUCUACGCCGCGCAAAUAGGGAGCCCCAUCACGCCGUACCACGGGCCCCACGGCGCCGCCCAGCUCGCGCACGACCCCCGCGUCGACCUCGUGGUCGUGGCGGUGAAGGCGCCCGCGCACAGCGACGCAGGCAAAGACGUGUUCGUGGAGUGGCCGGCCGGGGCGGCGCGCGAGGAGACUGUGAAGAUGGAGGAGCGCGCGAGGGCGCAGGGCGUGAGAGUGAUGGUGGGCCUGCAGGGCAGGUAUUCGGCGACUGCGAAAGUGAUCAAAGAUACGAUCGCGAGUGGGAAGCUCGGGAAAGUGCUGUCCAGCACCGUCAUGGGUUCCAUGUCGCGAGACAACCUGUAUUGGGGCCCCCAGAUCAGCGAGGGGAGUGCCUACAUCUAUCAGCCCCGCUCGGGGGCCUCCUUUUCCGAGAUCAUCCUGGGCCACCAGCUCGACACCUUCACGCACGUCCUCGGCGACUUCGCCUCCGUCUCCGCGACGUCCACGAUCGCAUACCCCUCCGCCACCGUCGUGGACUCCACGUCCACGUCCACGCCGCCGGCGACCGUGCGCGUUACCGCCCCCGACCACAUCGCGCUGACCGGCCUCCUCGCGUCGGGGGCGCUGGUGAGCAUGGUUUACCGCGCGGGGUACGCGCCCACGCCGGGGCGCACGACGUUCCUGUGGGAGAUCGACUGCGAGCGGGGCUCGAUCCGCGUGGAGGCGCCCCCGCCGACGGGCCCGCGCAGCCAUCUGAUGAAUAUCUGCGACAUGCCGGUGUAUGUGUGCGGAGAGAGGGUCGAGUUCGACGGUGCGGGGCUCGUGGGGAAUUUGGCGGCGGGGUGGGUGGGGUAUGCGGAGGAGAAGAGGGGCGAGGGGCAGGGCGGGUAUGUGACGAUUGGGGAGGCGGUGAAGAAUAGGCGGCUGUUGGAUGCGAUUGAAGAAAGUGCGCGAGAGGGGAAGACUGUGCACUUGUAG